Morone saxatilis (striped sea-bass) is the source of this 2927-nucleotide messenger RNA. RefSeq lists its product as uncharacterized. The record is from RefSeq and is a predicted model, not a curated record. Lineage: Eukaryota; Metazoa; Chordata; Actinopteri; Moronidae.
AGAACCGUCACAUCCGGUUAAUGCUCAGAUUUGAGUCCGGCAGGCGCCCAAAAAACAACAACAUUUAAUUUGGUUAAACGGAGAAAAAAGAGCUUUCUGAUGUGUACAGCGGUGGAUAAUGGAGAAAUAAUCAUCCUCAGUGAUGAUGAUGAAGACUGUGAACAUGACAUAACCAGCAGUGAACCCUCAGUUCUCAUCGUGGAGGUUGAAGAUGUGAAGCAAAAUGACUGUCCUUUAACCUCCAGCGCUCUGGAUGAAGACCUGGUUGUGACCUUCUCCCGCCGGGCUGAGGUGCUGCCUCACGCCCGCUACGACUGUCCCAUACAUCCAUUCACAGCUACGGAUGACCACGUCAGUGCUCCUGUGGCCGGCAACAAGCUCAUCUGUGAUCAGUGCUUUUGCUACAUCUGCGACAAGCUGGCGUCAUCAUGUGUAAUGUGGUUUCACAGGGGAGUGUGUCACUGCAACAGCCACAAGAGGAGCAUGUUCUGGAACAACCUCAGAAACAACGCGCUGCUGGGAGAACUGUAUUCUUUCAACCUCACACUGUCUGAAAUAGAUGCUCACCUCCGACUUGCAGAGACGAUGCUGCAGCGCUUCAAACAAGAGCUCGCUGCAAAGUUUUCUUCCUACCUGAAGGGAAACAGGGUAGAGGAAUACGGUCUGAGCCUACUGAACCAGCAAGCCUUCAUCUACGAUUACACACCUGUGUACGAGCUUGUGUCAUCGUUCCUGGACGAGGCAGAUAAACAGGACGGCAGAGCUGCUGCCAUCAUGAGACUGGGAGCCACUGGGGACUUUAUCCGACAUAUUCAACUCUCAGGGAAUUUCAUCUUAAAGUCUCCCAUGGCUAAUGUUGCUGAUGCUAAAUUGGUGUUACUGCAGAGGGUAAUAUCAUCCAUGCAGAGACAGUUGGUGACGGCGGAUUUUACCCCGGAGUUCAGCCGCAAAUUGCAAGAUUUUUACAAAAAAAUCCUCUUCCCCUCUGAGCUGAAGAGCCUGAGGAACAGGUACAGAGAAUUGUGUCGUUACCUGCGAGUCGUCCAGACUGAUGAUCCCAACCUCCUCCAGCAAGUACGAGACCUCAUCCCUUUCUUCAUGUGCAUGGAGGGAGACUUUACGACAGCUCUGCACAGUUUGUUCACCUCAGUGAACGCGCCCGCCUCCCGCUUCACUCCACCUCUCUUCCAUUUUUAUCUCUCCAUCUUUGAAACAGCAACAGCGCCAAAGCUGGUGGUUAGUCAGCCAGCACAGCUCUGCUAUUCGAAAGCAGCGUGGGAGCCAAUUAAAGGUGCUGUGCCGCUACCGCGUGAUGUGCAGGUGAAGUUUGCUCUCAGGGUUCAGAAGUGCUGCUCUGCUGUCUUUACUGAUUCUCAGUGUUGGACCACUUUACUCGCAGUCGUCAACGCACCUCGUGGUUUACUCACCGCUAUACCAGCACCGAGCCCACAGUUUCUACACGAAGCAAAGGAUGCUGUAAAUUCGAUACUGCCCAAGGACCACUGGACGAACAUGCAUAUCCCUCGAUUCUUUCAAGAGGUGUACCCAGAUCAGGCCUUGUUGCUGUUGGUAACAGGGGCUUUAGGUUUAAGAAUCAUAAAUUCUGCUCUGAGUCCAGCCCUCCCUGUGCUCAGUACGUUUAAGGAGAAUGUGUGGGCUCUCGAGUGGCUGUGGGACAGUUUGUCCUCCAGUGCAGAACGCUUCAGCUCCUUCCUACAGGAGGUCACACAGGAGUUGGAAAACACAACAGAUGGGGAUAAUUUGCUACCCUUUCUUCGCACCCCUGUACCCCCUCAGUCUUCUUUAAUGGAGAACCAGCAGUCCAGAGGCUGUUAGGCUCUACUUCUCCCAAGUGUUGCAAUGUCAGCUGGCUGAUUCUGUCUCGCAUUAAACGCAAAAAAACAACCAAACUCUGACGUCCAUUCUGAUGUUCCUGGUGGAGGUCGCAGCACUCUUUCCUCUACACUGGGUUGAGUACCGUGGAGAGCUGGAUGAAUGAAUGUGUGUGUCUGAAUUUUCAUGGACAAAGCAGAUGUCAAUACACAGAUGAAGAGACUUCCUCAUUGUUGUAUCUAUUAAUUACAUUAUAGAGACACUUUAUGUUGCUUCAUUCAUUCAUUCAUUCAUUCAUUCAUUCAUUCAAGGACUUGAUCGGUAUUUAUUCAGCAUGUGGAAGGUCUAAACUGGAAGUUUAACUCUGCACUAUAGGAUUUUUAAUUUUAACAGAGUGGUGUUUGUGUUCUUCCUGGAAAUACUUUAUAUCCACUGUUAUAAAAUGCUCAUAUGAGUCAAUUAUGUAAUGUUGAAUAAACUAUACUAUUUUAUAAAGUGGUUUGCCCACGCUAUAAAAAUAAAGUGUGGGUUGGUCUGGAUUUUUGCAUUAUUGCUUUGAUUAAAUCAGAAUCCCAAUGUAAAAAAAGUGACUUUAUUUUUAGAGAAAAUGUGCACACACUAAAAUCGGCUCAUAUUUGCAUCAACAGAGUAACAAACAUUAAAGUACAGUAAAACGAGCCUGUUGCCUGUGAUAUUGGAAGUCGACUGAGGGGGAGUGGUUGUCUUUUCCCAUCAAUUGAUUUUGACUUUCUUCAUGAAUUUGUGAAAUUAAAGUAAAAAAAUCUAAAAAGAACUCAACAGUUUACAAUCAUUGAAAACGUGAAAAUGUUUUAAGAGUGCAGUCAUAUUAAAAUGGUUUACAGCUGGCAGAAACCCUGAGAGGUUAAAGGUGUGUUUUUAAAAGUAAAUAAUUACCAGUCCAUGUAGCUCUUGACCACCACGAUCCACAAACUACAAGCAACAAAACCAUGUCAGGUCUUAUUUUCCUCUCCUUACAUGAUACAGUGUUCAUAUGUGGCUCAAAUAUCUUAAAAGUUCACAUGUGAUCCAGUAAUAAGUCAUUUUAAAAACCUCACACACACAUAAAAAAAAAU